AUGUUGGAAGCACGGUUGGAACAGGCCAGCAUCCUGAAAAAGGUUGUCGACGCCAUCAAGGACCUCGUCCAGGACUGCAACUUUGACUGCAAUGACUCUGGCAUCGCCCUGCAGGCAAUGGACAACUCGCACGUCGCCCUCGUGUCGAUGAUGCUCAAGGCCGAAGGCUUCUCUCCCUACCGAUGCGACCGCAACAUUGCCCUUGGUGUCAACCUGACGUCUCUGACCAAGGUGCUGCGAGCUGCCCAGGGCGAGGACAUUCUGACGCUCAAGGCCGAGGACGCACCGGAUGUUUUGAACCUGAUGUUUGAGAGCAGCGAGAACGACCGCAUCAGCGAGUACGACCUCAAGCUCAUGGACAUUGACCAGGAGCACCUGGGUAUCCCUGAGACCGAGUAUGCUGCCACCAUUACUAUGCCUGCGGCUGAGUUUCGGAGAAUCUGUACAGAUCUGGCGGCCAUGUCAGAGUCAGUCGGCAUUGAGGCCUCCAAGGAUGGUGUCAAGUUCUCCUGCAACGGUGACAUUGGUAACGGCUCAGUCACUCUGCGAAGCCACACCAACAUUGACAAGCCCGAUUUGAACGUCGACAUUGAGUUGACGGAGCCCGUUUCUUUGACCUUCUCCCUCAAGUACCUGGUCAACUUCUGCAAGGCCGCUGCCUUGUCUAACCAGGUCAAGAUCUGCCUCUCCAGCGAGGUGCCGCUCUUGGUCGAGUACAACCUCUCCGGUAGCAGCUACCUGCGUUUCUACCUUGCACCAAAGAUUGGUGAUGAGGAGUAA
Molecule: messenger RNA, 780 nt
Organism: Trichoderma gamsii
Lineage: Eukaryota; Fungi; Ascomycota; Sordariomycetes; Hypocreales; Hypocreaceae
Product: proliferating cell nuclear antigen
Exons: 4
Coding region: 1-780 (259 amino acids)
Biological process (GO): regulation of DNA replication; translesion synthesis; mismatch repair
Cellular component (GO): PCNA complex
Molecular function (GO): DNA binding; DNA polymerase processivity factor activity
Source: RefSeq, a predicted model, not a curated record